AAUUUCGACUAAAAAAAUAUAUAUUUCUAUGCGAUAAACAACAUUUGCUCCGAUUCCUGUUGAAACUAUUGAGUAUCGUAACUCUCCCAAAAACCUAUUUACAGUUCAGUUGUCCGUGUUUCAGGCAUGUGGUUAUAGUUGUAUAGUCUAAACUAAUUCUUGUAGCAGUGUUCUUUUUUUUUCCUUUCUUCUUGAUUAACACUUGGCUCGAUUGAACGAUGGAAGCACGACGCCUCGAGCGACAGCGCCGGGACUCGGCGAAGAGCACCGCCGUGGACAAGCUGCCGUCGACACAGGACGAGGAGUUCCACUUGCGGCUCAUCGACCUAUACGGCAAGUAUCCGUGCCUGUGGAAGACAACCAUCAGUGACUAUGAGAAUGCGGCCCUGAAGCGUCAGGCCUGGCAGGAAAUCAGCAACCAGCUGGGCCCCCACCUCUCGCCCUCGUUCGUGCGCAGCCGUAUCAGCAGCAUGCGCUAUCGCCUGAACGUCUACAAGCUGCAAAUGAUCGAGUACAAGAUGAGUCCGGCCAGCGGCAAGCAGCCGGAGAAACUCUACUACAUCGAUAGAUUCAGCUUCCUCGACGAGCCGAGCGGCUCGCAGCCGCCGAACGAGAAGGCGCAGUCGGAGUGCGAUCUGGGACAGGACAAGAAGAAGCUGAAGAGCCAAAAGUCCAGCAUUGCCAAUCUAUUCAAGCAGCGCAUCCAACAGCAGCAGCAGCAGCCGGCGCAGCUGCCGAGCGUGCUGCAGCGGCUCAGCCAGAGCGAUCGACCCAGCGGCGGUGUCAAGGAGCAGCCGGAGAGCACCCUGGACGACUAUUCGGACUUUAGCAUUGCCAGCGUUGUGAGGCACCGGGCGCCGCACCAGUCUAUACUAGCGAAGAACCGUAUACGCGCCGGACCGGACGUUCGCUUGAGUGACCUGCGCAAGCAAGUGGUUGGCGAUCAACUGGCCGCCGCUGCGGCCAAGCCGGGACCCUCGGGGCCACCUCCAAAUCCUGACAUUGACAAUAUGCUCCAGAAGCGUAUGCGUCGCCUGGGCAUGGCCGAGUUGGGCAAAGAGUCGCCCGCCGACAGCCUGGACAGCUUCGCCGACUAUCGCAGCUCCCUGAUCAAUAUACCCAGCGUGGUCAAGAAGCGGAUGCGACAACAGCUCCAGAUCGGCAUAUCGCGCGCCUGGGACGAUGACAAGAGCCACAGCAAUAGGCCGGACUCCCAAUUGAGCCUGCCACAGCCCUCGGCGCCCCUACGCGCCAUGCCCGGCGACUCGGUGUCGAAGACUAAAGUCAGCAAACACCUGCGCCAGCCGAAGCCAGUGAUUGGCUCCGAAGAGCAGCUGUCCGACGAGGAGGACUUCUAUCGCCUGCAUUGGUCGUUGCGCCAGCAGCAGCGCUCCCGUCGCUCCGGCGGCAAAUCACCCAAUCGAGACCUACCGCAGCCGGUGCCGCCCCUACUGCUCGGCCGCUGCACCACCUCCAGCAGCAACAUGGAGAGCGUACACGAACACCAGCUAUAGCCAUGCAAUCAAUUAGUGCUACACACCAUAGCGAUACACUAUAGCCCACAGCACCCACACCCUCCUCACCAUUGAUUUUAAAUUUUGUAACUAUGAUUACCAGUACCAAUCGUUCCAGUAGCAUUAGCUGAUGUUCACAUCACGUUCCCACAUACAACAGUUCGAUUUUACUACCACAACAUAUCCGUUCGGAGAAGCAACUCAACUGCAAUAAUAAACAUCGGAAUCACUAAGCGCGGACCAAUUUUCGUAUACAUGUUUACAUAGAGGUUAGAUGCAAAAAACUCGGAUCAAAUUAAAUUAUAUAUUUCGAUAAGCAAUUCAAUAUUAAUAAACUAAGGAAUCAAAA
Molecule: messenger RNA, 1863 nt
Organism: Drosophila arizonae
Lineage: Eukaryota; Metazoa; Arthropoda; Insecta; Diptera; Drosophilidae
Source: RefSeq, a predicted model, not a curated record